Molecule: messenger RNA, 162 nt
Organism: Loa loa (African eye worm)
Lineage: Eukaryota; Metazoa; Nematoda; Chromadorea; Rhabditida; Onchocercidae
Exons: 1
Biological process (GO): proteolysis
Molecular function (GO): cysteine-type peptidase activity
Source: RefSeq, a predicted model, not a curated record
CAAUAUAUAAAUAAGCCAUACUGGAUUAUUAAGAAUAGUUGGGGUACUAAAUGGAAUGAAUAUGGAUAUUAUCGAUUAUAUCGGGAUAAAAAUGUUUGCGGUGUUAAAGUAAUGGCUACAACUGCUAUUGUCCUGCGAAUAUUCUUUUUAUACAAAUUUUGA